AUGGAUCGGCAGGCUCAUGACUAUGCAGCUGCUAUGGCAUUUUCCCAACAACAGCAACAAGCUGCUAAUAUCCAACAGCAGCAACAAUUUGGUUUUCAUCCACCACAACGGCAAUUCCCUCCAUCAGUUCCUGGUCCUUUUCUACCCCCACAUCCCUCUCUACAGCAGUUCCCAUUCCAUCGUUCGAUGCAGCAGCCACAACUCCAUCCACUUCCUCCUCCCCAUCCCCACCUUCUUCAUCUCCAGCAGCAACAGCAGCCUCCGCCUGCUUUUCCUCCUCAUUUACCCCCUCACGCUGUUCCUCCACCUUUCCAUGGCCCGUAUGAUUCCACGCCGCCCCCUGCUGCUCCUCCCCAUGAUCCUGAACUUCAAAAGCGUAUUGAUAAACUUGCUGAGUAUGUUGCCAAGAAUGGCCCUGAAUUUGAAGCCAUGGUACGUGAAAAAGAGCAAGACAAUCCUGGGUAUGGUUUCCUCUUUGGUGGUGACGGGCAUAAUUACUACCGCUACAAGCUUUGGUUAUGUACACGCGCCCCUGGUGGCUCCUUCAAUCCUGCUUUCCCCUCCUCUUCAAUACCUUUGAUGCAUCAUCCUCCCAAUCCUAUGAUAAAUCCAUCACCUCUAAAUGCUUCUCAGUUGAGUUCCUCUGCUGCUGCUGUGAUGGGUUCACCUCAAAUGCAAACUCCUUUUCCAUCGUUCUAUGAGCCACAACCCCAUCUGCAUUCUCAGCCUUUUGCUAGUCAUGGUCGACCAGACUUUGACCAGUCAACCAGGUCUUUCAAAGGUCUGUCUAGGCCACUGCCUUCUGAUGUUGCGAUGGAGCUAAAUGAUGUGCUCAACAAUCUUACUGGUACCAAAGAGUCAAUCAAAGGUGCCAAAAUUUGGUUCAUGCAGAGGUCCCCAUUUGCACCAGCUCUGGCUGAGGAGCUCAGAGACAGGUUUCCAUUCCAUCGUUCGAUGCAGCAGCCACAACUCCAUCCACUUCCUCCUCCCCAUCCCCACCUUCUUCAUCUCCAGCAGCAACGGCGGCCUCCGCCUGCUUUUCCUCCUCAUUUACCCCCUCACGCUGUUCCUCCACCUUUCCAUGGCCCGUAUGAUUCCACACCGCCCCUUGCUCCUCCUCCCCAUGAUCCUGAACUUCAAAAGCAUAUUGAUAAACUUGCUGAGUAUGUUGCCAAGAAUGGCCCUGAAUUUGAAGCCAUGGUCCGUGAAAAAGAGCAAGACAAUCCUGGGUACGGUUUCCUCUUUGGUGGUAAGGGGCAUAAUUACUACCGAUACAAGCUUUGGUUAUGUACACGCGCCCCUGGUGGCUCCUUCAAUCGUGCUUUCCCCUCCUCUUCAAUACCUUUGAUGCAUCAUCCUCUCAAUCCUAUGAUAAAUCCAUCACCUCUAAAUGCUUCUCAGUUGAGUUCCUCUGCUGCUGCUAUGAUGGGUUCACCUCAAAUGCAAACUCCUUUUCCACUGUUCUAUGAGCCACAACCCCAUCUGCAUUCUCAGCCUUUUGCCAGUAAUGGUCGACCAGACUUUGACCAGUCAACCAGGUCUUUCAAAGGUCUGUCUAGGCCACUGCCUUCUGAUGUUGUGAUGGAAAUGAUGUGCUUAACAAUCUUACUGGUACCAGAGUCAAUCAAAGGUGCCAAAAUUUGGUUCAUGCAGAGGUCCCCAUUUGCACCAGCUCUGGCUGAGGAGCUCAGAGACAGGGUGUUUGCUCUGGAUGAUUCUGAGAGACAAUUGCAUAUAAUUUACCUGGCCAAUGACAUUCUAUUUGACAGCUAAUUUUAUAGUGCUCGCCAUAUCUAGAGGAGACAUGAAUUAAAGUGAUGGAGCAACCCUAAUAUUAGCUGAUAGAAUGCGAUUAUUUUAUGCUACCUUCAACAUUUUCUCCACUUUCCUUCUCUUUUAUUAUCUUUCUGCAUUUAUCAAUGACUUGAUAGCAUCUCUAUCUAUCUCUCCCCCCCAACCCAAAACCCCAC
Molecule: messenger RNA, 1970 nt
Organism: Ilex paraguariensis (yerba mate)
Lineage: Eukaryota; Viridiplantae; Streptophyta; Magnoliopsida; Aquifoliales; Aquifoliaceae
Source: the annotation of a GenBank genome assembly